This is a messenger RNA of Phalacrocorax carbo (great cormorant), 1317 nucleotides long. Lineage: Eukaryota; Metazoa; Chordata; Aves; Suliformes; Phalacrocoracidae. The record is from RefSeq and is a predicted model, not a curated record.
GGCGGGCCGCUGCCAUCGCGUGCGGGAGGUGGCGGGCGCGGAGGGCCCCAGCUCUGCUCCCCUCACAACAGCACCCCCUAGCGGCGGCGCAUGCGCGGCGGCGGCGGGGCACAGCGCGCAUGCGCGGGGCGGUCCGCCAUGGCGGCCGAACCCGAGGCCUUCCUGGUCCCUCCGCCUCCUCCAUCAUCAUCCUCCUCUUCCUCCGUUACCGGCUCCCGGGAGGAGGAUGAAGAAGCUUCACCCGCCGUCGAAGCUCCGCGACCGCGUAACGGCUUUAGGUCGGCGGGCGGAGGAGGUGGGAAACGUCGUAGUAGCUGCGGGGCAAAGCAACCGGCCUGGAAACGGCGUCGCCGGGCGGCCUCGGAGUGCGGCCCGGUGCUUCCCUCCGAGUUCCUGCUCGGGGGAAACAUCUUCGAUCCCUUAAACCUCAAUAGUUUGUUGGACGAGGAGGUGAGCCGGGCGCUCAACGCCCGUACCCCGCAAUCCUCCCCGCUCCCCGCCCGCGGCCGCGAUCCCGUCGAGAUCCUGGUCCCUCGCGAUAUCACCGACCCCCUCAGCCUCAACGCUCCCGGCGAGGGGCUGCGUUUGGCUUCUCCCGCCAAAAGCACGCGGCGACGCCACCGUCACCGCGGCCAGCAGCGAGCCGCCGCCGCCGCCACCGCCACCGAGGAAGCCGCCUGCCCUCACGCCCUCCCCGCCGCCGCUGCCGCCACCCCGCCGCCGUGUGCCGCCGCCUGCCCCGCCGCCGGCCGCCAUCGAAAACGUCGACGGACUUGCAGUAAAUCUGAAGGAACCCGCCCUCCGCCGGAAAAACCCAAACCGCCCGGAAAAACCCCCCAGCAACGCCAACGUCGCCAAGUUCGGAAAUUCCAAUACGGCAAUUAUUGCAAAUAUUACGGUUAUCGGAACCCCGACUGCGAGGACGGGCGGCUCCGCACCAUGCGCCCCGAGUGGUUCGCGGGGAAGGAGGUGUUGGACGUGGGGUGCAACGUGGGUCACCUCACCCUCAGCAUCGCCAAACGGUGGCGACCCGCCCGGGUGGUUGGGUUGGACAUUGACGGGGGGUUGAUCCGUUCGGCGCGGCAAAAUAUCCGGCAUUAUCUGUCGGAGGAGAUUCAAGCGGAAGCGGCCGGAGCGGGAGGGGGGAACGGCGGAGGUGGGGGGCGGAAAGGUUUUCCCGCCGCUCUCUUGGCAAGUCGGGGUCCCAUCGCCGCACCCCGCCUGCCCCCCGACGGGCCCGGCGCCGCCGACUUCCCUCACAACGUGGUUUUUGUCACGGUGAGUGGGGGGGACGGGUGGCUUUUUGGGGGCGUAACG